CCCGGGGUGCCUGCCCGUGCCAGCUGCCUGGUACCAAACUCGUGAGACCCCCCACUCCGAGAACUCCCCUCCCAGUCACUUUGGGCGACACGCGGCUGAGAGGCAGCUACAACAUCACGGAACAGGCUGGAGUGGCCCACGGUCACGUCAUCACGGGUCUCACCUCACAGGCAAAGCAAGAGCCUUGGCUGUUGAUUUCCCUCCAGCUCCACCGUUCAGGCUUGCAGGGAUCUGAAGGCCAAACUCACAAACAGAAAUUUUUAGGAUCAGUGUGCUGAGACCAAAAUCCUGGCAGGCAGAAGAUGGGGAAGCUCAGUGCUGGGCAUUUCUGAGAGAUUCAGACAGCCUGGCCAUGAUGGAUUACUGGAAGUACUACAUCAACAGCAUCUUGGCGGACAGGAACGCUGAAGAUGUGGCUGUCGUGGGCCUCUCUGACAACAAGUGCGUGUGGGUGGCCAAGCCAGGAGGGCUGCUCACAGCCAUCUUGCCCCAAGAAGUGGGCUUGAUCACAGGCCAGGAUCGGAAAAUGUUCCUGCUGACAGGAAUCACCAUAGCUGGCAAAAAGUGCAGUGUGAUUUGUGACAACAUGCUGGUGGAUGAAGACAAUGCGAUGGACAUCAGAAGCAAAGGCAGUGACAGCAGAUCCAUCUGUAUUGGCAAGACCCCCAAAGCCCUGAUCUUCCUCGUGGGUGAGAAGGGAGUCCGUGGAGGAGCCCUCAUGCAAAAGGUCCAUGAUAUGAUUGUGGGCAUGAAAGCAUGAAGCAAAUACUGCCAAAGAGACAGACAUCUUCUCCCUGAGCACGGGGGCACGGUCGUUGCUGUACCAGAGAAGGGAAAUAAACCAAAUUUUAUUGCA
Tyto alba (common barn owl) is the source of this 856-nucleotide messenger RNA. RefSeq names its product profilin 3 (gene PFN3). Gene Ontology annotation, cellular component: cytoplasm. Lineage: Eukaryota; Metazoa; Chordata; Aves; Strigiformes; Tytonidae. The coding region runs from base 353 to 760 and encodes 135 amino acids. The record is from RefSeq and is a predicted model, not a curated record. Gene Ontology annotation, biological process: positive regulation of actin filament bundle assembly; regulation of actin filament polymerization; actin cytoskeleton organization. Gene Ontology annotation, molecular function: actin binding. The transcript has a single exon.